AUGUUCGUGAAAGGUGAUUUCUCGCUAAAAAAAGAUCUGAUGAGGACUUUGUUCGAUCAACUAAAGACACGCGCAGUCACUUGGGAUUUGACCCUAAGACAUGAUUCGCGCCUUGGCCCGGUGAAUCCUGAUUCUAUCACGGGCAUAUACGCGUCUGAUCCCGAGACCUAUAACGUCUUCACCAGAUUAUUCGACCCUGUAAUCGAAGAGUAUCACAGUGGUUUUAGGGAUAACGACGUUCAUUCCGACCUAGAUUGAGGGGUGAGCCAGGAA
Molecule: messenger RNA, 273 nt
Organism: Temnothorax curvispinosus
Lineage: Eukaryota; Metazoa; Arthropoda; Insecta; Hymenoptera; Formicidae
Product: arginine kinase-like
Biological process (GO): phosphocreatine biosynthetic process
Molecular function (GO): creatine kinase activity
Source: RefSeq, a predicted model, not a curated record